CCAGCACGAGACAGAAGGAGGAAGAACUUGCACCAGAGCUCCUGAUUCUCAGCGGCUGCUCCCAGCUAGGCAGCGCUGCCAGAGGGCUUCCAGCCUCACUGCAGUUCCAGAAGAGGAGCCAAAGUAAAGGCUUGAUGUGAGGCACUUUCUGUGGGAUUUGGAGGCUCCCUUCCCUGAGGCUGAAGUCACAGGGAUGCCUUUCCUCUUGCAGAAAAUGCCUCGUGACUGCUGCCUCUGGCUGCCAGCAGUGACCUGGGUGCUUCUGCUGCUGCUGACAACAGCCUUUGCCGCAGAGUGUCCCAAGAUCAAGGUGGGGACAUGCAAGAACUGCAUCCAGUCUGGCCCUGGCUGCGCCUGGUGCAAGAAGCUGAAUUUCACCAAAACUGGUGAGCCAGACUCCAACCGCUGCGACACCGUAGAGCAGCUGCAGCAGAGGGGAUGCCCAGAAAAUGAGAUUGAGUUUCCUGUCAAUGAAAUCAAAAGGAUGCAGGACAGUACGUUCAGCAAUAAGAUACAGCUGACUCCCCAGGAGGUCCAUCUGAAGCUGAGGAUAAGGGAGCCUGCUGAAUUUGAUGUGAAGUUUCGCCGUGCCACAGGGUACCCCAUUGAUAUCUACUACCUCAUGGACCUCUCCUAUUCCAUGCUGGAUGACCUGGAGAAUGUGAAGAAGCUGGGAGGACAACUGCUUAGAGCCCUAGAGAGUACCACACCCUCUCGCCGCAUAGGUUUUGGUUCCUUUGUGGACAAGACGGUACUGCCUUUUGUCAACACACACCCUGAGAAGCUGAAGAACCCUUGCCCCAACAAGGACAGUAAUUGCCAGCCUCCCUUCGCCUUCAAGCACAUCCUCUCACUAACUGAUAAUGCUGAGAAGUUCGAGAGUGAAGUGGGCAAGCAGUUCAUCUCAGGGAACCUGGAUGCCCCAGAAGGCGGGCUGGAUGCCAUGAUGCAGGCAGCAGUGUGUGGAGACUUGAUUGGUUGGCGCAAUGUGACCCGAUUGUUGGUGUAUGCAACUGAUGAUGGCUUCCACUUUGCUGGUGAUGGCAGACUCGGGGGCAUUUUGACCCCCAACGAUGGCCAGUGCCACUUGGAGGACAACAUGUACAAAAAAAGCAAUGAGUUUGACUACCCUUCUGUUGGCCAGCUGGUCCAGAAACUUGCUGAAAACAAUAUUCAGCCCAUUUUUGCUGUCACGAGCAAGAUGGUGGAUGUUUACAAAAAACUCAGUGAAAUGAUCCCAAAGUCAGCAGUAGGGGAGCUGAAUGAGGACUCCAGUAACAUCAUUGAACUCAUUCAGGUGGCUUACAAUAACCUCUCCUCACGGAUCAUCCUGGACCACUCCACCCUGCCAGAUGACCUGGAUGUCAAAUAUGACUCCAUCUGCAAUAACAACACAGGAGCCAAGAAUGAAGCAAGAGGGCAAUGUGACAAUGUUAAGAUCAAUGAUGAGAUCACCUUCAAAGUGAAGGUCACAGCAAGUGAGUGCAUCAAAAGCCAGUCCUUCACCAUCCGGCCACUGGGCUUCACAGACACGCUCACUGUGCACCUGAACAUCAUCUGUGACUGUGACUGCAGAGAGCAGCCUGAUCCAACAGCCUGUGGUGGAAAUGGCAAAGUUGUCUGUGGGAUCUGCAGUUGCAAUUUGGGCUACACGGGAAAGAACUGUGAGUGUGACACCAAAGGCAGGACCAGCAAAGAGCUGGAGGGCAGCUGCCGAAAGGACAACAGCUCAGUCAUCUGCUCGGGGCUGGGGGACUGCGUGUGUGGGCAGUGUGCCUGCCACACCAGUGAUGUGCCCGGCAAGGAGAUCUAUGGCACCUUCUGCGACUGCGACAACAUGAACUGCGAGUUCCACAACGGCUCGCUGUGCGGUGGUGAGGAGCGUGGACGCUGCGACUGCGGUGAGUGCAAGUGCACACCCAAGUAUGAAGGCAGUGCCUGCCAAUGCAAGAAGUCGACUGAUGGCUGUAGGAACAGCCGGCAGAAUGAGUGCAGCCUGCGUGGCUCCUGCCACUGCAACCGCUGCCAGUGCCGGGGGGGCUACCAGCCCCCCUUCUGCGAGGAGUGCCCUGGCUGCCCUUCACCCUGCGGCAAGCACAUUUCCUGCGUGGAGUGCAAGUCCUUCAAUAGUGGGCCACUGAAAAAGAACUGCUCUGUGGCCUGCACCAACAUCCAGCUGGCUGACCAGCCACGGGCAGGGAGCUGGCAGUGCAAAGAGAAGGACUCUGAGAACUGCUGGAUCUCCUUCUUUAUGGCCCAGGAUGAUGGGGAGGAGAUGUACACCGUCACCGUUGACCCUAAGAAAGAGUGCCCAGAGCCUCCCAGCGUCCCGCUGAUUGUAGGCAGCACCAUUGCUGGCGUGGCUCUCAUUGGCCUCCUGCUCCUGCUGAUUUGGCGGCUCUUGGUGGAGAUCUUCGACCGCCGAGAAUACCGCAGGUUCGAGAAGGAGAAAUCCAAGGCCAAGUGGAACGAAGCUGAUAAUCCCCUGUUCAAGAGUGCCACCACCACCGUCAUGAACCCCAGAUUUGAUGGGCAAUGAACUAUAGUGAUGCCUGGGAGCACUAGGACCCACCACUAAAUGAAAUGCCAAACAGGGAAAUUUCAGGCUCCCACCUCUUCUUUAUUGUGUUGUUUUUAACCCUUCUUCCAAGAGGCUACCAGUAUCCAGGUGCUGGCUGAGGGGCUGCACAGUACCUGUCCUCUCUCACAUAGCUGUCUGGUUGCACUGUGGGAGGAGGGAACAUCAGUGUCAUGGACAGAGCUGCAGAGCAGAUCUUACCAACAGGCACUCAACCCAGCUUCAUAUCAGUUUCCAUCUGUCCUAGCUCCUGGUGCUAGCUCUGCUUUGUGGCAGGACCUUCAGAUGCCAAGUCCCAUCUUAAGAGACUUAGUGCAAAAAGUUUUCCCAAUGAGUUCAAAACUGCUAUUUCCCUUCUGCUCCAGCAGGCUCCACUCCUAGGCUGCUCCAUGCCCUGCUGCACUGCUCUGCAGUUACACUUGCAGCUUGUUCCUAAACUACUCAUUGCUGAAAUGGACAGGGAAGGUCUCCAGAUGGGCAGUCUGCUCUUGUUGCUGUACCCAGAAAUGAUGGACAGCCAGAAAACAAACAGAGAAUCUGGUUUUUAAAUCAUCAGCUGCUCCCCAGUGUUACUUCCCUCUUAGACCUAUCUCGGGCUCCUCCACAUUUCUACCUGGGCUUCUGUGAGCUUUGCUUACCUCCACCACGCAACCCACUGCAUGGCAAAGAAGCAAAGGAGCAGCAGAUUGAAUUGUGGAACAUCAACAUCAGAGGUGUUGAAUGUGUGAAACAGUGCUUGCAGCUUUGAGCUCAACCACAGCUUCUUCUGCCACCACUAGGACCAGAUCUCUUUCCUACUCUGCGAGUCCAUCAGACUUGCUGAGGAUCAGCAAUGCAAAAGACCUGGCAUCACACAUAAAAUCUCCAGCUCAGUGCUUUUUCAAAUUCUGCGCAGCUACUUGUUCCUUUUGUAUUAUGGGUUCAUUCUUUUGAAAUACAUGUACGGUUGUGUACUUGCUUCAAGUUUGGGAAUAAUUUGCAGAUAAUUUUACGUCCAAUCUCCGUUAGCUUUAUGAAUAUGUUUAAAGUUAAUAAAAAUUAAUAUAUAUAGUAAA
Molecule: messenger RNA, 3633 nt
Organism: Centrocercus urophasianus (Greater sage-grouse)
Lineage: Eukaryota; Metazoa; Chordata; Aves; Galliformes; Phasianidae
Gene: ITGB2
Product: integrin subunit beta 2
Exons: 16
Coding region: 194-2539 (781 amino acids)
Biological process (GO): cell-matrix adhesion; cell adhesion mediated by integrin; integrin-mediated signaling pathway
Cellular component (GO): focal adhesion; cell surface; integrin complex
Molecular function (GO): amyloid-beta binding; integrin binding
Source: RefSeq, a predicted model, not a curated record